Molecule: messenger RNA, 1089 nt
Organism: Neospora caninum
Lineage: Eukaryota; Apicomplexa; Conoidasida; Eucoccidiorida; Sarcocystidae
Exons: 3
Coding region: 1-1089 (362 amino acids)
Biological process (GO): fructose 1,6-bisphosphate metabolic process; glycolytic process
Cellular component (GO): cytosol
Molecular function (GO): fructose-bisphosphate aldolase activity
Source: RefSeq, a predicted model, not a curated record
AUGGCAUACGGUCUUCCCAUUUCCCAGGAGGUGGCCAAGGAGCUGGCCGAGAACGCAAGAAAGAUUGCGUCCCCGGGCAAGGGUAUUCUGGCGGCUGAUGAGUCUACUGGGACGAUCAAGAAGCGUUUCGACAGCAUCGGCGUGGAGAACACGGAAGCAAACCGUGCGUUCUACCGUGACUUGCUGUUCAGCACCAAGGGCCUUGGCCAGUACAUCAGUGGUGCAAUCCUUUUCGAAGAGACUCUGUACCAGAAGAGCCCGUCCGGAGUCCCCAUGGUCGAUCUGUUGAAGGCCGAGGGUAUCAUCCCGGGUAUCAAGGUUGACAAGGGCCUGGAGACCAUUCCCCUCACUGACGACGAGAAGGCCACCAUGGGUCUCGAUGGCCUCUCUGAGAGAUGCAAAAAGUACUACGAGGCUGGCGCGCGCUUUGCCAAGUGGCGUGCGGUCCUCAGCAUCGAUCCCGCGAAGGGAAAGCCCUCGAACCUGUCUAUCAUCGAAGUCGCUCACGGCCUCGCACGCUACGCAGCAAUCUGCCAGGCCAACCGACUCGUGCCCAUUGUUGAGCCCGAAAUCCUUACAGACGGUAGCCACGACAUCUCUGUGUGCGCCGAAGUCACUGAGCGCGUGUUGGCCGCAGUUUUCAAGGCCCUGAACGAUCACCAUGUCCUCCUGGAGGGCGCGUUGUUGAAGCCCAACAUGGUUACUCAGGGAUCUGAGUGCCCAAAGCAAUCUUCCCACGAGGAGGUCGCCUUCUACACAGUUCGCAGCCUGAAGCGCACGGUCCCCCCUGCGCUCCCCGGUGUGAUGUUCCUUUCCGGAGGUCAGUCCGAGGAGGACGCAUCGCUCAACCUGAAUGAGAUGAACAAGAUGGGCCCACACCCAUUCCAACUCUCCUUCUCCUACGGCCGGGCUCUGCAGGCAUCCUGCCUGAAAGCCUGGAAGGGUGUCUCGGAAAACAAGGCUAAGGCUCAGGAGGUGCUCCUCGAGCGUGCACGCGCCAACAGCGAAGCGCAACUCGGUAAAUAUGGCGGCGGUGCAGGCGGCGCGGCCGCAGCGUCUUCCCUUUUCGAGAAGCGCUAUGUGUACUAA